Messenger RNA from Chelonus insularis, 1236 nucleotides. RefSeq lists its product as uncharacterized. Bases 227 to 1150 code for a protein of 307 amino acids. The record is from RefSeq and is a predicted model, not a curated record. NCBI's taxonomy places the organism in Eukaryota, Metazoa, Arthropoda, Insecta, Hymenoptera, Braconidae. The transcript is spliced from 4 exons.
CGCGAAAUAUUUACUCAUGAAUUUUUGUUAUUACUGAGACACAGCACUGCCCUAAUAUCAGUGUGGUAAUUUAUGAAAUCCGAAUGUAUGUAUCUACUACCAUAAUACGCCACACAAAUGUUGUCUCAAAUUGAUAUUGGAGGACAUAGGAAAUCACAUGUAUAACUUCAAAUAAAACUACAAAAAUCGGAUGGAAUAAGUAUAUUUGUAAGUGUUAAUUGAAAAAAUGAUUGACAUUAGUUUUUUGGAUACGAUGAAACAUCCUCAUUUAAAAGCUAAUCAGAAGCUGAAAAACAAUCCCGUAAAAUAUGCCAUGAUUCUGAAUGAAAUUGCGAAGGAUCAGGAGUUAUACGUUGCCAUCAAAGAAAAAAAAGCCAGCAAGGAACAAAUUCAAAAGUUAAUUGUGACAGUUUACUCAGCGGAAAAAAAUCGCUCUAAAAAUAUUCCCGUGUUAGAAGAUAUAUUAAAUGAGUGGGCACUAGAAAUCGUUGAAGACGUUGAUAAGCAACGUUCUGAAGCUGAAACAAUGGUAUAUCCUCCUUGCUCGCUUCAGAGAUUGCAAACUGAUGUCUUCAUAGAAUUUGAGCGACAUCGAGAGGACAUAUUUUCAAAGAAAAUAUUACCAUCCUCAAUAAAUCAUGCAGUUGUUCAGAAUGUCCUGGACACUGUGUUAAAAAAGUAUCAUGACAGAGGGAAGAAACUGAACGUCCUGUCGAUGUCACAAGUAAAGUAUAUGGGUAUCAAGUGGAUGGUAAAAUGUUUCUUCCCAUCUAUAUCGGACAAAGGUCUGCUUUUUGUGGAGGGAAAUUUUUAUGGUUCGAUAGUUCGUUUUUAUGAACUAGCGAAAAUCGAGUAUAACAUAACGUCGAUUUCUGAAGAAUUGCAGGACAUAUAUGUACAGAAUUUUUACAAAAAGAAACUAAUGCCAAAAAAACAUAAAUUCCUUUUCAAUACAAAUAAAUCAGAGACGAGAAGGAAUAUGAAAAAAACAGCACAAAACUGGCAAAAGCGAAGGGACGAGAAGCAAGGAGUCGAAGGGAACAAUAAAUUUAGUGUGAGCAGAAAGAGGACCGAGCAACAGAUGUACACGGCAAAAAAAAAUCGAAAUGACAGAGAAACUAUCGUCACAGAAUCGCAGAAUUCUGAGUAAGUUCUUUUUCAAACAAAAUUACACAUAGAAUUGUAAAUAUAUUAUUUAUCUGUAUACAGAUGAUAAAUAUAGAAAGAGGAUGCAAA